Molecule: messenger RNA, 1545 nt
Organism: Paramecium tetraurelia
Lineage: Eukaryota; Ciliophora; Oligohymenophorea; Peniculida; Parameciidae
Exons: 7
Biological process (GO): protein modification process
Molecular function (GO): ATP binding
Source: RefSeq, a predicted model, not a curated record
AUGUUUUUAUAAGCCAUAAAAGUUAAGGAUUGCAGAUUGGAGCCUAUUCAAUUAAAAUUCGGUCCAUAGGUACCUCGCCAACAUACUCCUGAAGGAUUGAGCAAGAUUGGGAUGUUCAAUAGCACUUUAUUUUAAGGAAAGAAAUCAAUUGAGAAGAAAAAAGCAAGUAAUCAGAGGAGACCCCAAUCUUCAUUUUAAAGGAUUACCAAACCUGCCUUUUAUAAAAAUGUGUUUACAGUUUAAUAUAGUAAUAGUUUUUUUGUGAAAAUGGGAAUAAUGGGAAUUUGGUUAGGAGAAUUUUAUAAGGGAGAGCAUGGUUUGGUGAAUAGCAAACGAGUUACAAGUAAGUAGAUGAUAGAUAAUUUAAGUGUGAACUUUAUUUGGAGACAAUCGAAUAAAGGUUUCAAUUAUUCAACGUUAACAUCGAAAAGUGUUUGCAUAAAUCAUUUAGAACAUCACAAUGAAAUAUCAAACAAAAAUAAAUUGCAUGCUAAUUUGAAAUCAUAUUGUCUGAGAACAAAUAAGCACAUGGAUGAUUUUGUUCCUGUAACUUUCAUAAUCAACUUGGAUUCAACAACUUUGCAAAAUGAUUUUAAAAAAUUUGUAGAUUAUUUCGUUGAAAUACAAAAAGACAAACUGCUUAAAAACGUUUGGUUACUCAAACCACCUGAUUUGAAUAGGGGAAGAGGAAUACAAUUGUUUUCUGAUUUAAAAGUCUUGAUAAAUCAAAUUAAUGAAUUUUGUAAAACAAGGAAUGUUAACAAAUAAAUAAUGCCCUCAUCAAGAGCGACCAAAACUUUACUCAUAACAUACCCAGAGUCUAAUGAAAAAACUGGGUAAGCUCAGAUUGAGAUUACAUUAGAUUAAACUCCAAAUUAAGAUAGAAUACUGGUUCUAUAAAAGUAUCUUGAAACCCCUCUUCUAUAUAAUGGAAGGAAAUUUGAUUUUAGAAUCUGGGUAUUAAUAGAUCACACUUGCAAAUAUUAUUUCUUUAAGGAAGGGUAUUUACGAUUAGCGAGUGAGCAUUUCGACAUUAAAAAUCUUAGGUCGUUGUAUAUACAUUUGACUAACAAUGCUAUCCAGAAGAAUCAUUCUAAUUAUUGUAAAUAUGAAUUAGGAAAUCAAUUGAGUUUCCAAGACUUAUAAUAGUAUUUAACAUCGUAAAAGAAUACCAAGGUAACCUCAGUUGGAAUUGUGUAAAAAAUGAAAGAGCUCAUUCAUUAGACCAUAUUCUGUGCGUGUACUAAAUUGCGAAAUAAUCAUAGAGAUUUUCAAUUUGAAAUCUUUGGAUAUGAUUUCAUGAUUGAUAAUAAUGGAAAUAUCUGGUUGAUUGAAAUCAACACUAACCCUUGCAUUGAAGAGAGUAGUCCUUUACUAUAAAAAUUGAUUCCUCGAAUGUUAAAUGACGCUUUUAGAUUAACAAUUGAUAAAAUAUUUUCUCCUUUCAAAACAACUUAGGACAACUUUCUUAACAAUCUUCAUGAAUUUAGCAUACCAGGAUAUGGUGAUAAGGAUAAUCUUUGGGACUACAUGGGCUAAAUUUGA